Messenger RNA from Strongylus vulgaris, 2415 nucleotides. NCBI's taxonomy places the organism in Eukaryota, Metazoa, Nematoda, Chromadorea, Rhabditida, Strongylidae. The record is from the annotation of a GenBank genome assembly.
AUGGGACCGUCUUCUUUAUUGAUGGUGCUAGCCUUAUUUCAAGAAAUAGGUGCUGAGUUCCGGGAUUACUACGAUGACGUCUCCGAAGACUUACAUGAGAUGUUAAGUAACCAUUCCAUCGAUGAGGGCGACGAUACUUCACAUUUGCAAAUCCAUGAAAUUCUUCAACAUUAUGGUGAUUGUCGCGACAAGGAGUGGCCCUGCAACAAGCACUGUCGACUGGAAUUUCGCCAGAAAACCGACAAAUGCCAACGGCCAGGUCCUGGCGACAAAUGUUUUGGAAUACCUAUAACCUAUAAAUACACCCGCGACUUCAACAUCGACAGAUUUCCCACAGAAUUGGGAGUAUUGAGUCGCUAUCCAAGGUGCUGGUCAUAUCUUGGUCCAUUAAUAUGUGCUACACUGUUUCGCCCUUGCUCCCACCAUCUCUUCAUCGAAAAGGAUGCAAAUGGCAGGGUAAAGAUUUAUCUUUCCCGAUUUUCCAAAAUGUUCGCAAAAAGCUCGUCACUUUUCUACAUAUCUCAUGCUGUGAUCUCUGCUGCUGGAUAUUGUUUCGUUUGGAGCCUAUCUUUGUUUGACCUUUUCUUUACACUAUCUGAAUGCUCCAUCGAAGGUAUCUCUCGUCGUUAUGCGGUUUCCCACAGUAUCUUUGAGUGCUUCGUGAUUAAGCGCGAAAACGACGGCGUUUCUGGUGUUUGUUAUUACGGGUUACUUACGUGGUGGAAAUAUUGUGUUUCUAUUCUCCCCAUUAUGUGCCUAGCUUUGCUUCUUAUUGGCCUUGCACUGGUGAUAGCUUUAAAAAGAAAAGAUCUUCUGAAGUCCUUGGCUGUGAAGCAUGCUUUAAACAAACUGAAUAGAGCUGGGGAAGAAAAGCGUUUCAAGGCUUCUACAAGAUUUGAGAUCAAUGACGGUGAUGUCUUUGCUUGUGUUGGCGGUGCAGCUAAUGGGCCCAUACCUAUUACUGGGGAUCGGGGGAGUGAAAACCAUAAUCUACUUCCGGAGGAUUCUUUAGAAAAUAUAUUUGUUGACGAAUUCCGUAAAAGUCACUAUUCACUAAGCCGACGUUUUCACUACGAACGUAAUUUUGGGAUUUCAGCCAAAUGGACAGGUGUGUUCAGUAGUCCAGGAGAAGAAACAGGGAAGAUUCUUAAUCUUUACAGGGACGCUCUAAAUAACAAUUGCGAAAUGGAUAAUUUUUCUACGUUUUCCGCUAACGAUCAGGCAUGUGAAUCGGUUCCGAUGAAGACUGCCGCGUGUGCUAGUUUGGGUGCAGAUGCUGUAACCUUACCUAAGCUAGAGGUUUCGACAUCUUCUGUAGAUGAGACGCCAAAGAUCUCUCAAAUUGAUGUUCCUGAGGUUGAGGUUGAAGAAAACAAAAUAGCUAAUUUUGACCGUGAGAGUCAAGAGGAAUAUCACGAGGAGUUCUUGAACAUAGUAAACAAACUUCGUGACGAAUUGGCUUUCCAGCAGUCUGCAACAUCAUCAACGAAUUUCAAUGAACCACCAAACUCAUGCCCAGUAAAUGCUAGCAAAGUUGCGCCAAAGGAAGUUUUGGAUAAGACUUGUCCUCAAGUUCAAUGUCAGGACAUGCGUCAGCAUCCCAUAGAGCAGCCUGCGCAGCAAGCAUGAGAUGCUGGAGCUUCCCAACAACUGGGUAGAUCUCAUCAAAUUCUACGAAUUAGUGCCUAUGCUGAGUCGUAUUGUGCAACUCCUCAAGGAAUCUUAACAAAACUAACUUUGCCGGAGCUGCGAAUUCGAGUACAGCAGGUCAAGAACAUCUGCGCUGGCGACGCAUUGUAUCCUCAGGAGCUCUCUUAUAUGCUCUUAGUGACCGGUGAUAUCACAUUUGGAGGAAGAGCAGGGGAAGAACUCUUUUUGUACACUAUGGAGCAGCUGCCAAGCAUUUUUGGAACGAAUGUGCCGAGCAUUGACGCAAGGAUAGGUGUUCAGAAUUUCUUAAUGCAGAUGCGAAGAAGAGCACUUUGCGUGGUGGCUGCAAUUGGUUAUCACUUCUCCUUGCAUCAUCGCAGAGGUUUAGAGUACACGCCUCCUGUUCUGCCUCCAUUGGGACUGUAUAGGUCUGAAAACGAGCUGAUACUUCGGCGGGUUCUAGGUGAUAGUGAUGAUGUGUUGCCUUCGCUGCGUGAUUUUUUGCAAGAAUUCCAGUUUGGAAGAGGACCAGUAGUUGCUCGACCUGACCUGAAAGGACCAGUAGUUGCUCGACCUGACCUGAAGUUUGCCAAUGCAUUCAGGAACUAUCUAUGCCUUGUUGCUGUUAGAGAGGGUUUCAACAACAACGUUGAAGAAUACGUGCCUGACCCAGAUCCACCGCAGGAACCGUCAAACGGUCACGAAGAAGAAGAUGAUUCUACUGAAUCUGAUCCGGAUGAUACUGACCCUGUUGUACCGUUUUGA